Messenger RNA from Exaiptasia diaphana, 1446 nucleotides. RefSeq names its product protein BFR2. The coding region runs from base 156 to 887 and encodes 243 amino acids. NCBI's taxonomy places the organism in Eukaryota, Metazoa, Cnidaria, Anthozoa, Actiniaria, Aiptasiidae. The record is from RefSeq and is a predicted model, not a curated record. The transcript is spliced from 6 exons.
UAAAAGGUUUAUUGUUCCAUCUUGCUGGCAACAUUCUAUUGGGCUAGAACUGUUUUUCAUUAUUAUUGUUUCUAUAACUUUAUAGAGGAAAGAAGACCUCAUUGAGUUAAAAAUUAAUAAGGUUCAAAGAGUUUUGCAACAAUUGGGAGUACAGGAUGAAUUUUUUCAUGGGAAUAACAGCUUUACUUUUUCUGUUUAUGGAAGUUUUUAUGAUUUCUUGUGAAAGUGCAAGGCCUAGUGGAAUGAAACAAGGCAUUUACUGUGAAUGUUGUAGUGCUACUGUGAAAGAAAUAUCUAAUAUGCUAGCAAAGAAAUCAUCAGAUCCAUGGGAUGUUAGAGUAAUUGAAGCAAUGGAAAGUGUUUGUAAAGCAAGUUCAUUCAGAUCAUAUACGUAUUCUCCUCCUACUACUGUUAAGGCAUGCAAUUAUCUUAUGGAAAAUUACGACGAAGAUAUCGAGCAAAUGUUCUCACGGAAGGAAUCUGAUCCUGAGAAGAAGAUAUGCUAUGAACUMACCAAGGCUUGUGAAGGCGUCGAUCGAUCAAAGAAAGAAAAAGAGGACAUGAAUGUCAAUGUUAACGGUCAACCUCAACAACCUGACGAUGGUAUUAACCGCCUUAACGUGGACAUCAACGAUCCUAACUCAGCAUCAAGACUUGCAGAGCAAAUCAAGCAACAAAUGGCCUCGCAACCGCAAACUGGAGGCUCAGAGGAUGACGAUGAUGAACCAGAGGAAGGAGAAGCAGACGAUGGAGAAGAUCUCUUGAAAGGAUAUGAUGAAAAUGGCAAUGAAAUAAAGGAAGAAGAUUUGCCUGAUGAUAAUGACAAGAAGGACUCGCCUGAUGGCGACAAGAAAGAGGACACUAAGAAAGAAAAGACAGAACUCUAAACUUCUGUCGUAGGUUAUAAAAGUUUAUAGGACAUUUCUAAUAUUAGAUAAUAUAUUAUCAACCACAGUAGACGCAGGCCACUUAUAUAUAGGUAGUUUUUUUCAUUUAAGAUUACUUUACAACUUCUGAAUGUCACUUGGCCAGUUACUGAUAACCUUUUUGGUCGGUAUUUUGGGUGAGUGGUGGUGCACUUUAGUACACGUACAUCUAUGCUGUAUUUUAUACACAAAUCACGUAGAUAAACCGAAAUUCAAUGAUUUUUUAAUCAGAAAUCCUAACAAAAACAGAUCGUUCUUACUAAAGAUAAUUCAAAUGAUUAAUAUAUAUUUUACAUUUAUUAUGCACUCCUCAAAUGAUAUUAAAAGAUAUUCAAAAUAUUAUUGUAUUAUUGUGAUCUAUUUAUUUGACUAGCUCAUUGUCAUUGCUCAACUGUAAAAUAUUUUUAAGUUCUUCUAACAUCUAACCUGCCUAGACUAGCCGUUUUGCUAUAUGCAGGUUAUAUGUGUUUUUUGUCAAAUAUUACACCGAAGUUAUAAUAAAAUCUGAAGGUCAAUUAUG